AUGACAAUAAAGAAGAAUGGAGAAAAAUGGAUUGUGUCCAAGUUUGUACUCCAACAUAAUCAUGAGAUGUUGACACCUAGGAGUACGAGUUUGCUUCGUGGGCAUAGACGGGUGAGUGCAGUGCAAAAAAAUUUAAUAGACACGCUGAAUGAGUCGGGGAUACCAACACGGAAAAUAAUGUCCGUGUUGAGUAAGGAGCAUGGAGGUGAUUAUAAUAUUAGUUGCAUUCCUAAGGACAUUCAGAAUUAUUUGGGCAAUCGAAUGAAGCAUGUUCUUGAAGAGGGAGACGCACAAAAGUUAUAUAAGUACGUUUUGGAAAAUGAACGUAAUAAUCCAGGUUUUGUAUAUUCGAUCCAAGUUGAUACGAAUGGGUCGAUGGGAAAUUGCUUUUGGGCAGAUGGUAGAUCAACAACUGCAUAUCAAUAUUUUGGGGAUGUUGUUACGUUUGACGCUACGUACCUAACAAAUCGCUACAAGAUGCCCUUUGUUCCAUUCAUUGGAGUUAACCAUCAUCAUCAAUCUGUGAUAUUUGGAUGUGCAUUAUUGAUAAAUGAGAUAGCUGAGUCUUACACAUGGUUAUUGAAAACAUGGCUGGAAGAGAUGCUUGGUCGUGCUCCCUCAACAAUAUUAACUGAUGAUGACAAGUCAAUGGCUAAGGCCAUCGUGAAGGUAUUGCCCAAUACAACUCACAAAUUGUGCUUAUGGCAUAUCCUACAAAAAGUCCCUGAACAUCUAGCUCAUGUUUAUAACAGAUUUCCACAAUUUAGAUAUGAUUUUAACCACUGUAUUCAUGACACGGUAACUAUUGAGGAGUUUGAGUUGGAGUGGACUGAACUGUUGGGUAAGUACAAGUUGGAAGAAAAUAGUUGGUUAAAAACUAUUUAUGUCAAGAGAGAAAAGUGGGUGCCUGCUUAUUUGAGAUCUAUAUUUUGCGCUGGAAUGUCCACAACUCAACGAAGUGAGAGUAUGAACAAGUUUUGUAAAGAUUAUGUUCGUUCAAGUACGAUGGUAAGUGACUUCGUCCAUCAAUAUGAUAAAGCUUUGAAUGCCCAUUAUCUAAGUGAGAAAGAGAAAGAUGUGAAGACAAAAAAUCAAGGCCAAUUAUGA
Juglans microcarpa x Juglans regia is the source of this 1107-nucleotide messenger RNA. RefSeq names its product protein FAR1-RELATED SEQUENCE 5-like. The record is from RefSeq and is a predicted model, not a curated record. Bases 1 to 1107 code for a protein of 368 amino acids. Lineage: Eukaryota; Viridiplantae; Streptophyta; Magnoliopsida; Fagales; Juglandaceae. The transcript has a single exon.